Phialemonium atrogriseum is the source of this 1638-nucleotide messenger RNA. RefSeq names its product guanine nucleotide exchange factor. Lineage: Eukaryota; Fungi; Ascomycota; Sordariomycetes; Cephalothecales; Cephalothecaceae. The transcript is spliced from 4 exons. The record is from RefSeq and is a predicted model, not a curated record. The coding region runs from base 1 to 1638 and encodes 545 amino acids.
AUGGCCGAAGAACAGAAGCCCGUUGAGGUCCCCACGGAGACCAUCUCCACUGAGCCAGCUACCGAGACGAAGGUCGAGGAGACCCCGGCUACUGCUGCCGAGGCCACCGAGGCCGCGGCCCCGGCUGCGGAAACCAGCGCUGGCACCGAGGCUGCGCCCGCCGAGGAGGCCGCCAAGAAGGAGGAUGAGGUGACCCCAAUCGAGGCAGGCAGCCUCGAGCACAAGGGCUCAAAUUUCCCCAAGAACAUUCUCUACUCGAAGAAGAAUUUCUGGUUCGGAUCCGAACCAGUUGACACCAAGGUCCUGACCUCGUUCAAGGCUGAUAAGGCUGUCACUGUCGCUCAUCACAUCGCCGCUUGGGCCUCCGAGACUGGCAAGGGCCUGUUCUUCUUCGGCGAGCGGUCUGACAAGACUGCCCCCCAGGGCGCAAUUCACCUGGCCGAAGCAUCUGAUCCCGUCCCCGAGGGAGCCAACAAGUUUCACUUCAGCGCCAAGGGUCUCAAGCACACUUUCAAGGCUGCUAGCUCUACAGAGAGAGAUAACUGGGUUGGCCAGCUGAAGCUCAAGAUUGCCGAGGCCAAGGAGCUCGUGCCGAUUGUCACCGAGUCCGAGAAUUACAAGAAGACCAUCGAGAGCUUCAAGCCCGCUGCCAAGGAGAAGGCUCCUGCUGCUCCUGUGGCCGAGGCCGCGAAGGAAGAGACUGCCGCAGAGGCCGCUCCCAAGGACGCUGCUGAGACCCCAGCCGAGGAGGCUAAGGAGGACGACAAGAAGGAGGAACCCAAGAAGGAAGAGCCCAAGCGCCGCUCUGCUAGCCGCAAGAGGACCUCUAUCUUCGGCAAUCUUCUCGGCAACAAGAAGGAGGAGGAGAAGAAGGCUGCUGAGCCCGCCGAGGAAGCCAAGGCCGCUGAGUCCACCGAAGCACCCGUUGAGGCCAGCACUGCCGCUGCCGCGGAGGCAACUGUUGAGCCCAUUGAGGCUGCUCCCGAGGCCGUCGUCGCCGAUGCCGCUCCCGCGGCUGAGGCUGUGAAGGCUGAAGAGCCCAGGCCUGAGCUCAAGGCGACCAAGCGUGGCAGCAUUUUCGGCAGCUUCCUGAAGAAGAAGUCGGCUGAGCCUGAGGCGGCCCCAAGCGCUCCUGCUAAGGAUGCUCCCGCCGCUGCUGAGGCCGUUGCGGAGACUGCUCCUGUCAUCCCCGCUGUCGAAACCACUGAGCCUCUGUCUACCGAGGUCACCUCGGCCGACAAUGCUGCCGCUGAGACGGCUGAGCCUGCUGUCGCUGUUACCAACGGCGAGUCCAAGAAGGAGGUCCGCAGCGACAAGCGCAAGAGCUCGCUCCCAUUCGGCUUCGGCGCCAAGAAGGAGAAGUCGGCUACUUCUGAUGAAGAGACCGAGAAGCCCAAGUCGCCGUCGCCUUUCUCUAAGCUGCGCGCUACCAUCAAGGGCAAGGGCAAGGCCGACAAGCCUGCCGAGAAGGCUGACGAGAAGGCCGAGGACAAGCCAACUGAAGCCGAGGCCUCGAAGGAUGCUGAGCCCGCCAAGGAGGAGACUGCCGAGCCAGCUGAGGCCGUGGCGGUCACUGAGGCAGCUGUCCCUGCCGAGAAGCCCAUCGCCUCCACCCCCGUCAUCCAAGCUGCCGCGUAG